Molecule: messenger RNA, 1859 nt
Organism: Nanorana parkeri
Lineage: Eukaryota; Metazoa; Chordata; Amphibia; Anura; Dicroglossidae
Gene: ADAP1
Product: ArfGAP with dual PH domains 1
Exons: 11
Coding region: 200-1327 (375 amino acids)
Biological process (GO): positive regulation of GTPase activity
Cellular component (GO): intracellular membrane-bounded organelle; plasma membrane
Molecular function (GO): phosphatidylinositol bisphosphate binding; GTPase activator activity
Source: RefSeq, a predicted model, not a curated record
AGGAGCUCGGGCUGCUGUGAUACCCAGCCACAGAAUCAUACUGCACUAGACGGCUCCGGAUCUGUGCACCUGCAGCAAUGAGGAGCACGUGAAUCCCUCCCUGCUGGUUCCCUUGUCUGUGUCACAGUGUGGGCAAAGAGGAGGGGAGGGUGAGGAGACUACAAGAUAACAGGAAGAUAAAAGGAUACAGCUGUGCACUAUGGCGGAAGAAAGGAACAAGAGAGCCCUGCUGGAACUGGCCCAGAAACCUGGCAAUACGGUGUGUGCUGACUGUGGAGCUCCAGAUCCAGACUGGGCAUCCUACACUCUUGGGUUGUUCAUUUGCUUGAACUGUUCUGGAAUUCACCGCAACAUCCCUCAGAUCAGCAGAGUGAAAUCUGUCCGUUUAGACCCAUGGGAUGAUGUACAGAUUGAGUACAUGUCAUGCCUGGGAAAUAAAGUAGCACAAGCAAAAUUUGAGUCAAAAGUGCCAGCAUUUUACUACAAGCCAGCUGCUUCUGACUGCCAAGUGCUCCGGGAGCAGUGGAUCCGGGCCAAGUACGAGAGAAAAGAGUUCAUCUACAUCGAGAAGCAGGAACCUUAUUCUGCAGGUUACAGAGAAGGAUUGCUCUGGAAGAGGGGACGUGACAAUGGACAAUUCCUCAGCAGAAAAUUUGUACUGUCAGAACGGGAAGGAGCCCUAAAAUACUUUAACAAAAAUGAUGCAAGAGAGCCCAAAGCAAUUAUGAAGAUUGAACAUUUAAAUGCCACUUUCCAGCCAGCCAAAAUAGGGAACCCAAAUGGACUGCAAAUCACUUACUUAAGGGAUAACAGCACAAGAAAUAUUUUCAUGUACCACGAGGAUGGCAAGGAGAUUGUGGAUUGGUUUAAUGCGAUACGAGCAGCGCGGUUUCACUACUUACAGGUGGCUUAUCCAGGGGCUGGAGACAUCGAUUUGGUGCCAAAGCUGACACGGAACUUUAUGAAAGAGGGGUUCAUGGAAAAAACGGGACCAAAGCAUACAGAAGGCUUUAAGAAGAGAUGGUUCACCUUGGAUGACAGAAGAUUAAUGUACUUUAAAGAUCCUUUGGACGCCUUCGCUAGAGGAGAAGUGUUUAUCGGGAGCACAGAAAACAAAUAUAGAGUAGAAGAGGGACUUCCAGCCGCCAUACAAGGGAAUCACUGGCAGUACGGAAUCACCAUAACAACUCCGGACAGGAAGUUCCUUUUUGCUUGUGAAUCGGAUACUGACCGCGCUGACUGGAUUGCAGCCUUUCAGAAAGUUCUCAGUAAGCCAAUGCUUCCACAGGAAUAUGCGGUGGAAGCCCACUUCAAGCAUAAACCAUAGCACAGAGGGUUCCUACAACUGUUUACAAGUGCACAAGAUUUAUGGCAGAGCAAAAAUGUAUCUACAAGGUGAAGAGACUACAAAAAGGGAAAAAUCUGAAGCCCACUGUGAUAUGCUGGGAGCAGCUCUGCCCAACAAGUUCUGCUUUCCACUACAGUUCAUCCAAGGACUGAGCAUGCCAGCGUAAUGUCUGUCUACGUGUUUCGUGCCAUACCCAUCCUCAGCAACGGCCUCAGUGGAGGAGAUUUGUGAAGUUUAUCCAGUACCUGAAGGGAAGUUCAUUAUCACACUGCACCCAGAUGGUGCAUUAUCCAAGGAUCAUGACAAAUUUCAAGUGAACCUUUUUUUUUUUUUAAUGAAGUGUAGAAACUUUGAUGUCUAUAAUCAACAUUCCCUGAAUGGCUUGUCCUCCUCGUGUGACUUAAAAAUUCACUGAAUGACCUCCAUCCUUUAUAGUAUGGGCAUAACUGUAAUUCUUAUUAAACCACUAAACAGUAAGGUCUCUGGCUACUGAAGAAGGAUCCAUUCUAAA